Molecule: messenger RNA, 486 nt
Organism: Camelina sativa (false flax)
Lineage: Eukaryota; Viridiplantae; Streptophyta; Magnoliopsida; Brassicales; Brassicaceae
Source: RefSeq, a predicted model, not a curated record
AUGUCUAAUUGGAGUUCUGAUGAAGAAGUUGAUGAAAUGGUAGAGGAGGAAGUUGAUAGUAUAGUGGAGGAGAUUCAAUACAACUAUACUCAAGAGGAAGUACCACCAGCUCCAAUAUUCCAUAGAGUGCACAUUAAUAGAGACCGCGAAGGAGGCCACAUUCGCUUAUGGAAUGAUUAUUUCAGUAAGAAUCCGACUUACACUAACGCUACGUUCCGCCGUCGCUUUCGAAUGAACAAACCAUUGUUCAUUCGUAUUGUUAAUACUAUUGAGAAUGGAGUCCCAUACUUUAGACAAAGACGAGAUGCUACUGGAAGGCUCGGUCUUUUUGCACUUCAGAAAUGCACGGCAGGUAUCCGUAUGAUGGCAUACGGAUGUUCGGCAGAUGCGAUGGAUGAAUAUUUACGACUGGCUGAAUCAACCGCCCACAAAUGCCUUGAAAAAUUUGUAGAUGGAGUUAUAAUCUUUUUGGAGACGAGUAUCUGA